Boeremia exigua is the source of this 1665-nucleotide messenger RNA. RefSeq lists its product as uncharacterized. Lineage: Eukaryota; Fungi; Ascomycota; Dothideomycetes; Pleosporales; Didymellaceae. Bases 1 to 1665 code for a protein of 554 amino acids. The record is from RefSeq and is a predicted model, not a curated record. The transcript has 4 exons.
AUGCGACUUUGGCAAGCCAAUCAUCUAUCGCUCGCAGCUCUCCUCCUGGGAACGACAGGAGUCAAGGCUGCACAGAAAACCGAACAUCUGACAGCCUCUGCACAGAGUCUCCUCGACUGGUCAAACCAUGUCAACGAUCUCCGUUUCGAUAAUUCCUACAAGUACAUUGCCUACUCAGAUAAUGGGCCUUGGAGCGUACGCUUCACUGCAUGGUACACUGCAGGAAUACUGUACCGCAACCAAGGGGAUGAUGUUGCCAACGCGAAAGCGGCAGUGGAGAACAUUCUUUCUUGCCAGUACACAGAAGGUUAUGGCACAGCCUGGUACGGAACCUUCAAAUUGUCGCCAGAUGAACCAGAUCCAACGCCUGACUCGGACUUGUAUCCACCCAAGAUAUACGAUACAUAUGAUCCCAAUUGGAGGGAGUUCAUCGGUUCCCAGCUCAUUCAGCUCGUCGAAGAAUUUUCAGAUCUCCUUGGUCCCAACCUUGUCAGUCGAAUCGAAGAUAGCCUUGAGAUUGCUGCUGUAGGUUCUAUGCGUCGUAAUGGUUCUUUCCCGGAAGGCGACAACCUGACCCCAGCAUACACUAAUCCAGCUAUCAUGCGUGCAUGGUUUGUUGGCUGGAUCGGAGCCCGACGAAACAAUACAAGCUUUAUUGACUAUGCGAACGACCAAGGAGACGCAAUCAUGCAGCUUUUCCAAGCCAUGGACUCUGAUGUAUUCUCAGAGUACAACGCGCCUACCUACUAUGGCAUGGACGUCUGGGCCCUUGCUGGCGCUAUCAAGUAUGGCGUCAAAAACGCGACUAUGACACAACACGCACCGUACAUGCUGACAGCACUGUGGAAAGACAUUGCGGACCACUAUAAUCCAAAUCUUGUCAACAUGGUUGGCCCAUAUGAUCGAGCCUACUCUCGCGAUAUGACGACCAACUCUGCUGUGCUCAGCUACUUCUUCUGGAGCCUCUAUGGAUAUGGCGUCGGCCCGCAUACCAACAAGCUUGAAACAGACUCACUGUACGACAUCGUGCAAGGUGCUGCUUUGGCUCUGGUCACUGAUGUAGUCGCAUCACACAUCUCGAACGUAACUGCUGCACAUCUCAAAUCUAGCGGUCCCUGGGAAGGCUCUCGUCUUUUAACCAAGAAGGUACCUGAGAGGAUUGGCGCAGAUACCGCAUACCGCGUUGUCACGUCGUGGAUAUCCUCAUCACUCAUGAUCGGUACCCAACAGGUGAACGAGACUGUCAACAGAGGCAUCCAAUACGUUCCUGCACUUGUUCAGUGGGCGGGAGACCCAGCUCGUAAACCGAACCCGUACAUGACCUUCUUCUCGUUGUAUCCGAGUGCUUCCACGAUCGACUCUGUGGCAGGCCCCAACUCUUUGGAUAUCUCAUAUCCCAAUACAACACAAGGCGGCACAAAAAUAUUCACAUUCGCUGUGGCGCAGUUGCCACCAAGUUGGACGCUGAAUAAAAGAAGGACAAUCAGUGGAUUAGAAAGGCUGCCUUGUCUGAAUGUCACAGUAGAGGCAGCAGGCUUAGUGAAGCAACCGGUCGUGUAUGGAACAACCCUGGAGCGUAAUCGUAUUUACAACAUCUCGUAUGUAGUGCCAGAGAGCUUCACAGGUAUACCAAAGAUGUCGUUGGAGUUUGAGUAUACCUGCUAA